AUGGAUAGUAACAAAACAGAAAAAAAAGAAGAAAUCAAACUAGGAGAGACAAAUAAGACAGGUGAAUCACCUAUUGGUGAUAACAUUAAGGGUAUACAACAAUCAAUAUCUACUAUUGUAAAUUCUAAUGUUAACACAGAUGUUAAUACAAGCAGGCUCACACCAUCACAAAUAAGAAAAUUCCAAGAAAAUUCAAAAGCCCCUCUUCCAAAUAACUCUCCAAUAGAAGAGAGAUGGCCUCAUUUAGAUGUAAUUACAGAUAUUGGAACCACAAUUACUGAUUUGAAAAGUGGUUUACUUGAUUAUUACGGAACCCUUUUUAUUCCUUCUGAGCAAGACUUAUCAUCUAAAAUUGAUUCUUUAAGAACUCAAGACACAAUACAUGGGAAUUAUGAAUCAAAUAGAAGAUUCAUUAAUAAUAGAGAUAUCCAGGUUAGCAAAGAUAAUAAUGGAUUUGGUGUUUUCCAUAAAAUUAAGAAUGCUCCGCUUCUUGAUGAUAUCCCUGACCCUUGGUCGCCUGUUCCAAAUUCUAUAUUUUCAUAUAGAGAUGUAAAUGGUAACCCUAUUUCAGAAAAAUGUAAGAUGGAAGAUUCGGAGAUGAUGGACUUUCAUGGGCUUGCGGAGAUACCUGGUAAAGGUAUUAUAAGAGCAGCUAAUUGCAAAUCAAACAAAACAAGCAGAGGGCCAACUUCAAAAAGUGAUAAAUCAAAUAAAGCUGCUUUUGAUCAAAUUAAUAUAGAAGGGGACUUACCUGAGAAUCUUCUUGGGUUUGAUUUGAAGGAUUUAGCAGCAAGAGGUGCUUUAAGCACAAGAGCAAGAAUACCUUACAAUGACAUUGGAGAAAUGAUGGAAUGCAUUUCCAGAAACUGUAAAGAUGUUCAAAAUAAGCUUUCAUUUUUUGAAGACACUUUAUCAUCUUAUCAGAGUAACCCCAAUAUGGCUCAGUUCAUUCCUCCAGUAAAUGAAUCAAGACGCUUUUUAAAAAACUUCCAUUCUAAAGAUCCAAUUGCUACAUAUAUUUAUACAUUAUAUAGGGAUCUGUAUAAUAAGUCAGAAAUUAAUUCAAAACGCAUAGAAGUUAUUAAAGCAAAAUUGAAAGUUCUACAAUCACAUUCUAAACCUAAAAUGGUUCGAAUUGCUGUUCAUUCAUCACUUGGUAUAUAA
Molecule: messenger RNA, 1164 nt
Organism: Cryptosporidium ubiquitum
Lineage: Eukaryota; Apicomplexa; Conoidasida; Eucoccidiorida; Cryptosporidiidae
Exons: 1
Coding region: 1-1164 (387 amino acids)
Source: RefSeq, a predicted model, not a curated record